Messenger RNA from Sorex fumeus (smoky shrew), 2476 nucleotides. It is a transcript of the gene SEPTIN6, whose product is annotated as septin 6. Gene Ontology annotation, biological process: cilium assembly; cytoskeleton-dependent cytokinesis. Gene Ontology annotation, cellular component: septin ring; septin complex; cell division site. The coding region runs from base 192 to 1481 and encodes 429 amino acids. The record is from RefSeq and is a predicted model, not a curated record. Gene Ontology annotation, molecular function: molecular adaptor activity; GTPase activity; GTP binding. NCBI's taxonomy places the organism in Eukaryota, Metazoa, Chordata, Mammalia, Eulipotyphla, Soricidae. The transcript has 10 exons.
CCCGAGGGGGUGGGCGAUAGGAGGGGAGUUUGGGGUUGGCGCCGCGGCGAGGGGGCCCCUCCCUUGCACCUCCCCCCCACGGACUUGGUCGCGCCCGAAGUGUAACACUUUCUCUUUGUCGGAGGAGCUCCGCUGUUUCCUGUGCUUGGCUCUCAGCGGUGCCGGUGGUAGCCCUGGAGGACGCAGGAGCGAUGGCAGCGACCGAUAUAGCUCGCCAGGUGGGUGAAGGUUGCCGAACUGUCCCCCUGGCUGGACAUGUGGGGUUUGACAGCUUGCCUGACCAGCUGGUGAAUAAGUCAGUGAGCCAGGGCUUCUGCUUCAACAUCCUGUGUGUGGGAGAAACAGGUUUGGGCAAGUCCACGCUGAUGGACACCCUAUUCAACACCAAGUUCGAGGGCGAGCCAGCCACGCACACACAGCCUGGAGUCCAGCUUCGCGCCAGUACCUAUGACCUUCAAGAGAGCAACGUGGGGCUCAAGCUUACCAUUGUUAGCACAGUGGGUUUUGGGGAUCAGAUCAACAAAGAGGACAGCUACAAGCCCAUUGUGGAAUUCAUCGACGCCCAAUUCGAGGCUUACCUGCAAGAGGAGCUGAAGAUCCGUAGGGUUCUGCAUUCCUACCAUGACUCCCGCAUCCACGCCUGCUUGUACUUCAUUGCCCCCACUGGCCACUCCCUGAAGUCGCUGGACCUGGUGACCAUGAAGAAGCUGGACAGUAAAGUGAAUAUCAUCCCCAUCAUUGCCAAAUCAGAUGCCAUUUCUAAGAGUGAGCUAACCAAGUUCAAAAUCAAAAUCACCAGCGAGCUUGUCAGCAAUGGUGUCCAGAUCUAUCAGUUUCCUACAGAUGAUGAGUCGGUGGCAGAGAUCAAUGGAACCAUGAAUGCCCACCUGCCUUUUGCUGUCAUCGGCAGCACAGAAGAGCUGAAGAUAGGAAACAAGAUGAUGAAGGCGCGGCAGUAUCCUUGGGGCACAGUCCAGGUUGAGAACGAGGCCCACUGCGACUUCGUGAAGCUGCGGGAGAUGCUGAUCCGGGUGAACAUGGAGGAUCUGCGGGAGCAGACACACAGUCGCCACUAUGAGCUGUACCGCCGCUGUAAACUGGAGGAGAUGGGCUUCAAGGACACAGACCCUGACAGCAAACCCUUCAGUUUACAGGAAACAUAUGAAGCCAAAAGGAAUGAAUUCCUGGGGGAACUGCAGAAAAAAGAAGAGGAGAUGAGACAGAUGUUUGUGCAGAGAGUCAAAGAGAAAGAAGCUGAACUCAAAGAGGCAGAGAAAGAGUUGCAUGAGAAGUUUGACCGUCUAAAGAAACUCCACCAGGAUGAGAAGAAGAAGUUGGAGGAUAAGAAGAAAUCGCUGGAUGAUGAAGUGAAUGCUUUUAAGCAGAGAAAGACAGCGGCUGAGUUGCUCCAGUCCCAGGGCUCUCAGGCUGGAGGCUCCCAGACUCUGAAAAGGGACAAAGAGAAGAAAAACUUUUUUUAAUCUUGUCUUCAGCACCUGCACUAAGUCUCGCGGAGAAGACUGCCAUUCUAGAAGAGUUAGGGUUCCAUAUUGUCUCCAAAUACACCCAGCAGUCCCCUCUCCCUCCAACUGCGUGCGUAGACACCCAUAUACACCACACACGUGCUCACGUGUCCCUGUGUCCAGGCAAGAAGCUCUUCUUACUUACAUGGUCUUUUCCAUGGAAGUGUCUUGUCCUAAUCUACCAAGGCAGGAACAGAACUAUCAGAGUUGGAGGAAAUGGACCCAAUGUCACCCCCAAAGAACCCAUUGCAGGAACAACUCACCCAAGUGUAAGUGCCUGGGGCAGGAUACCUCAGCUGUGGGUGCCAAAAUGCUGGUCACAGAUUUGGCUUUGAGUUCUUUUUCCAUUUUCAACCAUCAUGGGUUGACGCUUUAUGGCCACUCUUCUGAACAUGGAGGUGCAAUCCCAGUGAUAUUCAGGUCCGUUUCAUACUUUCUACAUCUGCAAAGUUCCAGCAAGGGGGGAAAUGGAUUCAGCCACUAGUUUAACCUUGAGGGAAGAAGGCGGAAACCAGAGGGGGCCUGGGGAAUCAGCUCAGAGUAAAAUACCUCCAGACACUCUUCCAAGGCCAGCAGGGGUUUCAAGAGAGGAGAGGUUUCUGCUUCUCCCAGGGAUCUGGAAGGAGAACUUCGAGAUGGUGAUCGAAUGGCCUUGAUUCCAGUUGGCUGCACUGGCGUCAAGACCCCAACUGAAUGUGCUCCUUCCUGCUGCUCCCUUCAACUGUUUUACUGUCCCUGUCUCUUGAGAGAGCCUCUUUGCAUGUGUUCCUAAAAUCUGUGUGUGUGUUUCCCUCUCUUCUUUGUUCUUUUUUUUUGGCUCAAAGGUGUGACCAGUUCACUGCCCCUUGGGGCUUUCAUUUACCAGGAGAAGCAUCCCGAAACCAGCACUGUUGAGCUUGAGACCUUUCUAAUGUCUGUGUCAAUUUUCAAUAAAACUCAAAAGAAAUCCUCAA